Salarias fasciatus (jewelled blenny) is the source of this 2159-nucleotide messenger RNA. It is a transcript of the gene smg9, whose product is annotated as SMG9 nonsense mediated mRNA decay factor. Gene Ontology annotation, biological process: nuclear-transcribed mRNA catabolic process, nonsense-mediated decay. The transcript is spliced from 13 exons. The record is from RefSeq and is a predicted model, not a curated record. Lineage: Eukaryota; Metazoa; Chordata; Actinopteri; Blenniiformes; Blenniidae. The coding region runs from base 128 to 1651 and encodes 507 amino acids.
GUGGGAAACAGACGCGCAGAGGUUCUUCUCCAUCCGUCGUUGGUUGCGUUAGAAAAGGAGCGUUAUUGUUGAAAGUGUAACAGUUUCAACACCCGAGCGCACACCGGGCUCCCUCUGGCCUCCAGCCAUGUCGGAGUCGGGUCACAGCCAGCCCGGCAUGUAUGGCCAGGGACGCCGGAGGAGGCGACGUCGGGACAGAGAUGUUGGACCUCCGGGCCAGAAUCUGUCCGGUCCCAGUCGAGACCGUGAUUACCAACCGAGAGAAAGGAGGGAUGGCAGCGAAGAUCCACCAGGCAUUCUCAUUCAGAAGACACCGAUCAUUCUGGCCAAGCCUCCAGGAGAAAGGGCAAAGCCAGCGCAGACUGCUCCUGUCAGCGGGACUCCGGUCCUGGAGAAGCCCAUCACACUCAUGAAAGCCAGGGACGAUGGAGGGAAACCAGGAACGCCUCCAGAGGCGGCAGCUCAGUCCUCCGGUUCUGGACCCUCCAAGAUGGAAAGAGAGGGCCAGCGGCCCACCCAGCCCGUCUACCAGAUCCAGAACAGAGGAAUGGGGGCGACUGCAUCGAGUGGGGCUGUGGACCCCAUGGUCGGUCAGUCGAAACUCAUUCCUCCAGAGAAGAUGAAGCACAGCAUCAAGCUGGUCGACGAUCAGAUGAACUGGUGUGACAGUGCCAUGGAGUAUUUGAGGGACCAGACAGACAUGCUGGUGGUGGGAGUCCUCGGCCCGCAGGGAAGUGGAAAAUCUUCCAUCAUGUCCAUGUUGUCUGCGAACACUCCUGAAGAAGAUCAGAGGAAUUAUGUAUUCAGAGCACAAACUCAGGAGAUCAAAGAAAGAGGAGGGAAUCAGAGCACGGGCAUCGACUUUUUCAUCACGCAGGAGAGAGUUAUAUUCCUGGACACACAGCCGAUGCUCAGCCCAUCUAUUUUGGAUCACCUGAUCAACAAUGACCGGAAGUUACCUCCUGAGUACAAUCUUCCUCAUACCUACAUAGAGAUGCAGUCUCUUCAGAUCGCCGCCUUCCUCUUCACUGUGUGCCAUGUGGUGAUUGUGGUUCAAGACUGGUUCACUGACUUGAACCUUUACAAGUUUCUUCAGACUGCUGAGAUGCUGAAACCUUCCACGCCUUCGGCAAGCCACGACAGCACCGGCUCCUCGGGCAGCGACGAUGGCGCCGAGUAUUAUCCUCACAUAGUGUUCCUCCAGAAUAAAGCCGGACGGGAUGAUUUCAGUCCGAGAAAACUGAAGAACAUGCAUUUGGUGGUGGAUAAACUCAUGGCCCAUUCUCAUCUGAAAUACAAAGGCACGUUGUCCAUGCUGGAGUGCAACAUCUUCCCGGGCCUGGGCCAGGACUUCCUGUCACCUGAGGUUAACAUGUUCCUGCUUCCCGUGCAGGAGAUUGAUGGGGAGGAUAAUCUCACGAAAACAGGUUCGGGGACGUACCCGCUCUUCUCUCUGCUCCCCGGGUACAGGGGUCACCCGUCAUUCCCCACCAUGAUUUCAAAACUCCGCAGCCAGAUACUGGCGAUGCCCCGCUGCCAGCUGUCACACACCAUCCUCACUGAAAAAAACUGGUUUCACUAUGCAGCUCGCAUAUGGGAUGGAGUGAAGAAGUCUUCGGCUCUCUCUGAAUACAGCCGCCUGCUCUGCUAACGGCUCAAGGACCACGAUGCUGCGUCCUCUUCUGUCUGGACGGCUCGCCACUGAUAGGGAAGCACAUGGCUGAAAGUCUGAGCCGUUUAUGGCAACCCUGCAGGACGGAGAAGUGAUGGCAGGCUAUAAUGAUCAUUGUUAUUCUGUAAACCACAUUUUUCAAUGCGUGGAAAAAGAAUGAAAUGAUCUGGACUGACGAGUGAAAACGUUUCCUGUCCGCUGCAUCAAGUCGUAUCGACGGGCUCAGUCCCACCAAACGCAGAAGUGCUGAGAGUGAAAGACAAUGGAAACCCACAGUCUGACUCAUGUCUGGACAAGAUGUGGUAAAAAUCUUUAUUUGACAGCCAUGAAUGUGGAAUGAUGGUGGGUGUGUGUGAGUGGUGAAGAUGUUUGUGCGCCACAGAAGCAUUUGGAACGUCAAAUUGAAAAAAAAAAAAAAAAACCAGUUAAUUAUUUGUUGUGUAUGAAUGGAGGGUCAAUGUCAUCAUAAACAAUAAAAAGAUAAAGG